This is a messenger RNA of Periophthalmus magnuspinnatus, 8235 nucleotides long. It is a transcript of the gene hdac5, whose product is annotated as histone deacetylase 5. Lineage: Eukaryota; Metazoa; Chordata; Actinopteri; Gobiiformes; Gobiidae. The transcript has 28 exons. Gene Ontology annotation, biological process: chromatin organization; negative regulation of transcription by RNA polymerase II. The coding region runs from base 339 to 3683 and encodes 1114 amino acids. Gene Ontology annotation, cellular component: histone deacetylase complex. The record is from RefSeq and is a predicted model, not a curated record. Gene Ontology annotation, molecular function: histone deacetylase activity.
GGUGCAGGACGUCAAUAAUGUUGUUGUUGGUGGUGGGCGCGCGGGAGGGAGGCGCACUGUAAAUAUGGAGGCGGACAAACGCUAACAGCUCAUCGACUUUUCUCUGGUCUCAGACACGCGCCGCUUCACUCGGAUCAUUUAUGGCGAAUCUGGAGAAAACACCGACACUUUGACGGAAACACAGCGACCUCCGCGCGGACACGCUCCCGGGAAGAGGCGCUCACAUCCCGGAGAAGGAGCGUGACUCACCUGUCUCUCUGCACCUCCGCUGCCCAUCAUGGAGGACUCACGCUAACUGUGGAAGAGACCAGGCAGGAGCAGGAGCAGCAGCCAGCCUCAUGAGCUCACCGCACACCUCGGUGGAGGUGAAGAGCGGCCUCCCGUCCAGCAUGCACAGUCUGGUGGGAGCAGCCGGGGAGCAGAGAGGAGCGCCUGGAGACACUGGUGGGGGUCAGGGAGAGGGGCCUGCAGGAGCAGGAGGCCCAGUGGACCUGCGCACAGAGCCCAGGCCGAGCUCCCUGUCAGGGAGUAACACGGCUGUGGACACAGCCCUGAGAGAACAGCAGCUCCAGCAGGAACUGGUCCUCCUGAAACAGCAGCAGGAGCUCCAGAAACAGCUGCUGUUCGCCGAGUUUCAGAAGAAACACGAGGUUCUGACCAGACAACAUGAAGUGCAGCUACAAGAGCACCUCAAGCAACAGCAGGAGCUGCUGGCAGCCAAACGUCAACAGGAGCUGGAGCAGAAGAGGAAGCUGGAGCAGCAGAGGCACGAGGAGCAGGAGAAACAGAGGCUGGAGCAGCAGCUCCUCCUGCUCAGGAACAAGGAGAAGGGCAAAGAGAGUAGGCCUCCUCCUGCCUUUAGCUCAUACAGGCCUGUGUCACACCGUCCACCCCAGCCUACACGUCUCUCCUCUGGUCUUCUAGGUGCUAUUGCCAGCACAGAGGUCAAGCUGAAGCUGCAGGAGUUCCUCCUCAAUAAGAAAGAGCCUGGACCUGGUGGACUCAACCAUUCCUUUUCCCCUAAAUGCUGGGGAGGCCAGCACCCUUCACUGGAGCAGAGCUCACCUCCACAGAGCAACACCCCAGGAACUCCCCCGUCCUACAAACUUCCCCCUUUGCUCGGCAACUACGAGGGCAAAGACGACUUCCCACUCCGCAAGACAGUGUCCGAGCCAAACCUCAAAGUGCGCUCCCGGUUAAAGCAGAAAGUCGCUGAACGCCGGAGCUCUCCUCUACUGCGCAGGAAAGAUGGAACAGUCAUCAGCACAUUCAAGAAAAGAGCCAUAGAAAUAUCUGUGUCGUCUCUGUGUAACAGCGCUCCUGGUUCAGGUCCCAGCAGUCCCAACAGCUCCAACUCAGCCAUCGCCAACGGCAACACGGGAUCUGUCCCAAACAUUCAGACUGAGCUGAGAUCUCUGCACCAGACGCUGGGGGCUGAUGGGACAUUGAGUCCUUUGAGUCUGUACACAUCCCCCUCGUUGCCCAAUAUUUCCCUGGGACUCCCUGCCAACACACAUAUCACGGCGUCACAAAAAUUGACGGCACAACAGGAAGCAGAGCGUCAAGCCAUCCAAUCACUACGAGGGGGCGGGGCUCUCACAGGGAAGUUUCUUUCCACGUCCUCACUACCUGGAGGUAUUGGCCAUGAUGUAGAGACUCCGCCCCCAAGCUCCCAUUCGACCCAUUCCUCUUUGUUGCAACACGUGUUACUGCUGGAACAGGCCCGGCAGCAGAACGCCAUGCUCGCUGUCCCCAUGUACAACCAGUCACCGUUGGUUACAGCUGAGCGAGGUGUUUCCAGCAGCAUGCGUCCUGUCAACAAACUGCCCCGGCACCGCCCCCUGUCCCGCACCCAGAGCGCGCCCCUGCCCCAGUCCCCCCAGGCCCUGCAGCAGCUCGUGGUCCAACAGCAACACCAGCACUUCCUGGAGAAACACUACAAGAUGUUGUCCAAGGGGACGGAGCUUCCCAGGCCUCCACCCACACAUCCCGAAGAGACGGAGGAGGAACUAACAGAGACCAAUGACAUGCAAGAGGACGACGCCGAGCCCAGGCAUUAUAGGCUACAGAAGGACGGGUCUGACGAGAGCAUACCCUCCUCAGAGCGGCUGGGCGUGCACGUGAAGGGCGAGGAGGAGCGAGGGAGUGUGCACGUGAAAGGAGAGAGCACGGAGAGCGAGCUGGACGAGGAGGAAGAGGACGAUGACGUCAUCCAGCUGAGGGAGGGCGAUGAAGAUGAGAGAGGCUACAAUCAGGCCUUGCAGCAGGUCGGAGUGUUCCAGUCAGCGCUGCCCCACAGAACUCUGGGCAGAACACAGUCAUCUCCCGCCACAGCGACUGUCAAUCCCAUCAAGCACCUCUUCACCACCGGACUUGUUUACGACAGUCUGAUGCUAAAGCACCAGUGCAUCUGUGGGAACGCUCACAUCCACCCGGAGCACGCGGGACGAGUGCAGAGCAUCUGGUCCAGACUGCAGGAGACGGGCCUGCUGAGCCGCUGUGAGAGGAUCCGUGGGAGGAAAGCGUCUCUGGACGAGAUCCAGACGGUCCAUUCAGAGUUCCACACUUUGCUCUACGGCACCAGCCCGCUCAACCGCCACAAACUGGACCACAAGAAGCUGCUAGGUCCAAUCAGCCAGAAGAUGUACGCUGUUCUGCCCUGCGGUGGGAUCGGGGUGGACAGUGACACAGUGUGGAAUGAGAUGCACUCUUCAGCCGCCGUGCGCAUGGCGGUGGGCUCUGUCAUUGAGCUGGCCUUUCGAGUGGCAGCGGGGGAGCUCAAGAAUGGCUUUGCAGUUGUGCGACCUCCAGGGCACCACGCAGAGGAGUCCACUGCCAUGGGCUUCUGCUUCUUUAACUCCGUCGCCAUCACCGCCAAGUUACUGCGACAGAAACUGGGAGUGGGCAAAGUGCUCAUAGUCGACUGGGACAUUCACCAUGGCAACGGGACCCAGCAGGCCUUCUACAGCGACCCCAACGUCCUCUACAUCUCCCUGCACCGAUACGACGACGGGAACUUCUUCCCUGGCAGCGGCGCCCCCGAGGAGGUGGGGUCUGGUGCAGGCGUGGGCUUUAAUGUGAACAUCGCGUGGACUGGAGGAGUGGAUCCUCCCAUGGGGGAUGUGGAGUAUCUCACUGCUUUCAGGAGUGUGGUGAUGCCCAUCGCUCAGCAGUUCAGCCCUGACGUGGUGCUCGUGUCCGCGGGCUUCGACGCCGUGGAGGGGCAUCAGUCUCCUCUGGGGGGGUACAAGGUCUCGGCUAAAUGUUUCGGUCAGCUGACGCAGCUCCUGAUGGGUCUGGCCGGUGGGCGGGUUGUCAUGGCGCUGGAGGGUGGUCAUGACCUCACUGCCAUCUGCGACGCCUCGGAGGCCUGUGUGUCGGCGCUGCUGGGAGAGCCGUGCGAGUCGUUCCAGUGGCCUCAGGAGCAGCCCUGUCCAAAGGCGUGUUCUUCACUCGAGGCCGUCAUAGACAUCCAGAGUAAACACUGGCCCUGUCUGCACAGCCUGUCCCCGUCCACAGGACACAUGCUGCUGGACAGUCCCCAGGGACAGUCAGAGAGGGACGAGGCCGAGACCGUCAGUGCCAUGGCCUCUCUCAGUGUGGACGUGGAGUCCAGCUCUGCGGCCGACAGCGCCACCACCAGGUCCACAGAGGAGCCCAUGGAGCAGGAGCCCGUCUUGUAGGAGGACUCUCACAGAGAAGCACAUGUAAACUCUACGUCGCCUCCUUGUGGCGCGUCCUGUUCUUUCCCCUGCCUUCACCGGUGUGUCGUCGUCACACCUGCAACAGGGACGACUUUUAUUCUGAGGCGCAGGAUCGGGGCUUGUGUCGCCUUCGGCACAAACUCGCGGCGAUCUUGUUCUGGUUGGAGGAGGAGCGGACGACUUGUUGGCAUCUCCGUGGCAACCAGAGGGAGAACAGUCGUUACAGCACUGAGCUUUGACCUCGUCCCCGUUUUGUCCUGUCCACAGAGGACUUUUACACAGGCGGCGCGCGGACGACUUGUCCACUGACCUGUUGCUUUGAGACAAAAAGGAAAAAAAACUCUGAUAUGAUCAGAGGGGGAUGAGGAACUAGGUGCCUUUUUGUCCACACAAAUAAACGGUUGAAUUUGAAAACCACAUAAAACCACCACCGGAACACCUCAGCAAAAAACUCAACAAAACAAAAACAAAGAUACAAUCAGCCCACAUAGGCCUGAGUCACACCACCGUCAGUGUCACCUCAUCUUCUCCAUGUCGAUGCCUUAAGUUGUUGUUCAUUUAGUGACCACAAGAGGGAGGUGUCAUGUGCUGUUUAGAUUUGAGUAACAGUGAAGCCAUCAUACCUCACCACAGAGCGCCAUGGAACAUCUCCACCGAAUAUUGUUUUAUGUAAAUACAAAUGUACAUAGUAAUAGCCCAGAAUAUUUACAAAUUACACAGGACCUUUGAAAAGGUCGUCUUAAAUAUGUAUAAAUAUUUAUUAACAUUGGGUCCUGGAGUCUGCACAGUGAAUGUUACACAGAACAAAACAUUUUGAAACUGAAAGGACAAAAAAAACUGUAACAUCAUAAGAAUAAAUAGGAAACUCUCCAGCUGGUAGUUAAAGCUCAUAUCAGUGCAUGAAUGUUUUACUAUAACUUUUGUAUGUGGGGCCUUGGGCGGCAGGUCAGUGGAAAUGUGGCUCAUACAGACAAAAUAUGAAUGAGUUUCCACAGAUCCACGUGCAGCAGUGUGACUGUUGUGUGACUGUUGUGUGACUGUUGUGUGACUGUUGUGUGACUGUUGUGCGACUGUUGUGCGACUGUUGUGUGACUGUUGUGCCACAGUCGUCUGACACACACCUGUUGUACAUUUCUUUAAAAUCCUGGGGUUAUUGCAGACGACCACAGCCCUGAUAAAUGCUAAGUGCUAAUUUGCUAAUUCUAAUAUUCCUGGAGCGUCGAUGGCGUCUCUGCUGGUGAAGGUGCCUCAGGAUCCAGUGCUCAUCAUGUGACUACAGUCCCGCCCCCUUCUUUCCAUUGGACAGGGAACACUCCUUUUCCUCGAAUAUUCCUGUUGGAUGUAAAUACUGCGUCUCGUCCGGUCAGACUUUACUGUGGCAGACUGACGGUGGGUCAGACUGGUACGUGUGGAGGGCGUCACAUAGGGCUCACACCACCCGCCUGUCUGUUUACACGUGUCCACUACAGCUGGAGCUGAUGGAGGAGCUGAUGGAGGAGCUGAUGGAGGAGCUGAUGGAGGAGCUGAUGGAGGAGCUGAUGGAGGAGCUGAUGGAGGAGCUGAUGGAGGAGCUGAUGGAGGAGCAGGGGUCCAGCUCCUUUGGCACGCUGCCCCCCACAGACCAACACCAGCAACUACACAUGAGCUUAAAGGGACAGGUCAGUAUGCUGUUACUGGGGUUCUGUGAGGAAAAACACGUGUUUAAAUACAUUUGUGUGAAACUUUAUACCACCUUCAUUGAAAUAGGAUUUACAACACUGCAAACCUAUUACCAAGCAAUAAAUGUGCUUUACAAAUGUAAUAAGAGACAGUCUGUACUUCACCAAAUGUAUAUAUUUAUAAAUGGAGUUCUCAUUUAAACAAAUGACAUUUUUGCUCAUCACUUGGACAAUGUGAACGUACAGAUUUAAAACAUUCUGAAGUAAAGUCGUGUCAGAUUCUCACACACACACACACACAGUGUGUGUACGUAGCACAGUUAGACAAAGUCUUCAUCCUCACUACAUUUACAUCAUGUUCAGUUAAGUGCCUGCUUUAUUUUUGAGCUGCCAUGUUUGUUACCUAAGUGAUGAUAAAUAUCUCAUAGAACCCCCUGUACCAAAUACUGAGCUCCUGUAAAGGUCAAGGGUCAGGGCCAGGCCCCGCCCUCUGGUGACUCAUUGGACACAGGCUUUUCUCACGUCCAUCAGCCGCUCGUCCGCUCAGACUGUGGAGCUUCUGUUAUCGCUUCAGCAACCCCCCGUUUGAACAAAAAGUGUCAAAAUGGUCCUUUUCUAAAAGCAGGUGCGACGCCCCGUCUGAGUGUCAGGUUCACCACAGAGAAGAACUAAACGUGUGAACUUUAUGCACUUAUGAUUAACUCCACAUCAGCUUCAGCAAUAACACCACAGAAGAGACGAAAUGACAGAGUUUACUGCAUCGUUAUAGCCAUCCAAUAUUUUUGCACUUUUCUAAAGCCAUAUUUGUUACUUCUUUGUUGCUUUUAAGGAUUUAAUCCAGAUAAUAAAGUUUAUAUGGCCACUACAAAAGUCCAGAAGAGCCUUAAGCUGCAACUUAAGCAAAGUGUUUGAGGAAUCAGUCAUUUAUGUUUUGUUCAUUUCCACUAAAACGAGAUCAAUGAGAAAAGCUUCAGUCUGGAGGUUUACGCACACGGUUCUGUUUCCACCCUUCACUGAGCACAUGUUUGUUUUGGGAGUCUAAUAAACACAUUUAUGUGGGUGACGUGGUGAAUGACCUGAUACUCUAAUGGGGCGGAGCAUCUGCCGCUCUAAGCACCACAAAUAUCACGUAGAACAUUCCUGGGCAGAGGUUAAGUUGAUGCUCACUGUAGAAAGCUUUAAGGCUGCGGAAGACUGUUCUGGAUGUCCACUUUACAGAACAAAACCGGUUUAAAAUUCAGGAGGAAUGUGUCCAACCAUCGACUGCACAGACACUGUCCAUGGUCCAACUCAAAUAGGGACUUAUUCAAUUGUUUAUUAUUUGGUUCAUGAAUGUCUUUGCUACACCACUAUGUCUCUCAUCUCCAGACCGUUGACAUCGCGGAGCUAUCGAGUUCACUAUUUUGUCUAUUUACAGAAAUGUAACUUUGGAAAGACUGCUAUAACUUCAAGAGACUAACAGAUGUAAUUUGUGUCUUACGAGUGGAAAGUCACUACGCAGUGAAUAAUUGAGCCUCAUUUUCAGAAACUUAAGUGGUGUAUUUGUACUAUUGUUAAACUAAGUCCAUUUGUCCUUUGGUAGUCGGUAAAUACAAGGCGUCAACUGGGGCUGCUCAGGUUUUUCAUGUGUAUUUAUGUUUAACAAUAGACCACAGACGUUUAUCCAGGACUUUAGUUUAAAAUAUCAAACAGAAUGUAGGUUUUCCAAGUGUUAAAGGAACUGUUUUGAUUUUAAAUGACAUAAACAAGACCUCACUGUGUCCCCAGAUACGACGCUAAUUUGAUGUUUAAAUCAAAUUUGCUUUUACUGAUAACAAUUGCAGUGCUAAUUUAUAUUUUAUUAUAAAAACUUUUGACAUAAUGGCAAAGUUGUGCAUGUUAUAAUUUAGUCUUUUGGCUCCUCAGACGAUUAUCCAAUCAAAACGCAGAAUGAGCCUCACGUGGGUCUCAUUUGCCAGUUUUAAAGCUCAAAUCCAACUGUUUUGAACCUAAAAGUGCAGGUUACAUACAGUUUCUUUAACAAAUAUUACAGUUACUUAAGAAAAAUAACAUGGCAAGUUUAUCGUAUCAAUAAUUUAAUUCGGUUUUUAUCACCUCAAACACUAAAAUUGCAGAUUUAACCAGUUCAACGAUGCUGUUUUUAUACACGUCUGAUCAUCGUCUAUUGCUAAACAUUUGAGGUGUUUAAAAUGACGUCCUCAGUUAACGCCUUGCUGUUUUAUUCACUUCCAGCCACACACUACGACAAAGCGCACACUACUUUUCUCUCACCAUUUGGGCUCUUUUGCUACAUGAGCAAAUACUGUAUAUUUCUUGAUAUGUUUGAUACUGUGGUGUAACUGUAGUGUCCUGCUCUAAUCCGGGGGCUGUAUUUGGGGGUGGGACAUACCUCCUCCUUUUGUUUCUGAGGGGGGCCCUUUCUGUGUCGUCUAUAGUUUGUGGCUAAAACCUGGCGCCAAUCACAAGCACAUUCCUGACUAUUUCUUCUGUCCGUGCCGUGUUUUCUUUCUUUUUUUUUCUUGUUUUUAAUCUGGAGGCUUUCCUGUUGCAACAAUUCGACAUGUGUGUAGUUCACAUGUAAAUAGAAAGUGCAUCAUUGUGUUCACAUGUGCAAUACACUAUCAGAGCAAUCUUAUUACUGUGACUAUUACUGGCAAUGAAGCCCCGCCCCUUUUCUCUGUCUUUUCUGUUGAAGUCAGGAGUCAAAGGGAAGCUGAUUGUUCACUCAUUACAGGGUUUUGUGGACAUUAAAGAAACCCUUUUUAUUACUCACUGUAUUGUUGUGACGUUGAUCCUCAGUAUCAGUUUCUUUUUUUAAGUGGGCCUGUUGUUAAAUUUGUCUGAAAACUCAAUAAAGCAAUUCACUGACGAGA